Messenger RNA from Malus domestica (apple), 1330 nucleotides. The record is from RefSeq and is a predicted model, not a curated record. NCBI's taxonomy places the organism in Eukaryota, Viridiplantae, Streptophyta, Magnoliopsida, Rosales, Rosaceae.
UCAUAGACAAGAUCCAGGUAGUCUGCCGAAAUAACCGUUUGGCGUGUAUCGAAUGAAAACAAUUCCAAAGGAGCGCAAUCCGAGGUUCUUCGUGGAAACCCUUAUGAGAACUUUUGAAUGUCUGUUUAUUUUUCACAUGUAAUUCCUUACAAUUGUUGCUGCAAAACUUUGUGAGGCAUUGGAACAACAUUCUUCACCAUUUUGCAUAUCGGAGAAUUUCAAGGUGCAAAGACGUCCAUUCACAUUGCUCUAAUCAACUGGCUCAAUCGGCCUCUAUUGUUUGAGAAUCUUGCAAUGUAUCAUAAUUUGGUGAUCAAGAUCUGACCGUCAUGGGGAAGAUAACAAUGGCGAAGAAGAAGAAGAACACGAUCAUGGUCACACCAUUGAUGAUGGUAAUGAUGACGAUGUAUGUAUUUGUUGGAGAUGCAGCUGAUACAAACAGUGUUUAUGAUCCAUGCUCAGAUGCAAAAAUCCAGAGAUUAGAUGGGUUUACUUUUGGCCUUGCAUUUUCAAAAAAAGACAAGUUCUUUUUUAAUCAGACUCAACUUUCUCCGUGUGACAAGCGGCUUUCGCUCACCGGAAAUGAUGCCCAGCUUGCUGUGUUUAGGCCUAAAGUUGAUGAGAUGUCUUUCCUAAGCAUCAACAACAGCACCUUCAGUCCGAUCAAGGCUGGUGGGUACAUGGUAGCUUUUGCCGGACGGAAGUAUGCAGCAAGAUCACCCCCAAUAUUGGUUGCUGAUGACUCACACACCAUAACAAGCUUCACCUUGGUACUUGAAUUCGAAAGGGGGACUCUUCUUAAUUUGUAUUGGAAGAAAUUCGGGUGCAAGGCAUGCUCCGGGGACUAUUCUGUGUGCCUCAACGAUGAAGAUUGUGCUGUUCCAAAUUCAAAAUGUAAAGGCAGUGGUGGAUCUUUUGACUGCAACCUAAGCAUACAGUUGGCCUUCUCAGGAACAGACAAGCAUCUUCAAGUGCUUAACUCCUGGUAUGAGGUGAAAAAUCUUCGGAAGUACUCACUCUAUGCCCUAUUCUCCAAUCUUCUGCAGUAACAAUGCAACUUAAUAUGUGGUGAUGGGUUCAAGCUUGCAAGCUUGAAUGUGGUGGUUGUAUCGAAGUGUUUCGUCAAAUGGUGUCUAACUGCUUGUAUGAUAGAUAUUUACCAGUUCACAUUUUCUAGGCGCUAAAUAGUUAAACCUAUGUGCGACGUCUUGCUUGGUACUCCCCGAGUAAAGAGGGCCUAGAAUCCAAAAAACUCCGUGCUCAAAUGGUUAAGGGAUUUGUAACCCAGUUUUACAACCUGAUAAGUUUAACAAAUUUAGUCAUUACUUCA